Fusarium coffeatum is the source of this 1170-nucleotide messenger RNA. RefSeq lists its product as uncharacterized. The record is from RefSeq and is a predicted model, not a curated record. Gene Ontology annotation, molecular function: catalytic activity. The transcript has 2 exons. Bases 1 to 1170 code for a protein of 389 amino acids. NCBI's taxonomy places the organism in Eukaryota, Fungi, Ascomycota, Sordariomycetes, Hypocreales, Nectriaceae.
AUGUCCAUCCGUCAAUGGAAAGCAGCCAUUUGCCAGUCUGAGCCAUGCUGGUUCGACAAGGCAGCCGGCAUUAAAAAGUCAAUCAAGCUUAUCAACGAAGCCAGCCAGAAUGAUGCCUCCCUGAUUGCCUUCUCCGAGGUCUGGAUCCCAGGCUACCCCAAUUUUCUCUGGUCCGGAACUUACAGAGAGAACAUACCCCUGGUGCAAAAGUACAUGGCAAACAGCAUGUCUGCUCAUGGGGACGAGAUGCUGCAGAUCCGACAGGCUGCUGCCGCUGCAAAGAUGUAUGUAUCUUUUGGCUUCAGUGAGCGUGUCGGGGCGUCGCUGUAUCUCGCCCAGGUUCUCAUUGGACCUGAUGGAAACAUCUUACUUCAUCGUCGGAAGACUAAGCCUACACAUGUUGAGAGAACCAUAUUUGGUGAUUCUACUGGGGACUCUCUCACCACUGUUGUGGCCACCCCUUUGGGAAGAAUUGGCAUGCUUAAUUGCUGGGAACACCUGCAACCUCUUCUCAAGUACCACACAUACUGCCAAGGAGAACAAGUUCAUAUUGCUGCAUGGCCGUUCAACGCCAAGUGGACGCCCAACGCAGUCGAACCAUACUCAGUCUUCUCCGAGGCCAACGAGGUCACAGCUAGUCGCAUGUAUGCCCUUGAGGGUGCUGUCUAUGUCCUAGUCACCAAUCAGCCACUCUCAGCAGAAGGUGCCAGGCUCAACAGUCAAGGUCAGGGUAAUGCGGAUAAAGAUGGCUUCAUGCUCGCCGGCGGCGGAGGUCGUGCAUCGGUCUUCGGGCCAGACGGAAGACAACUUACCGAACCCACUGAUCCAAACUACGACGGUCUAAUUUACUGCGACAUCGAUCUUGAUCAGAUUGACUAUGCCAAGACCUUGACGGAUUGUGUUGGACAUUACUCCAGGCCUGAUUUGCUGCGCUUGGUGGUCGAUGAUCAGCCCAAGAACUAUGUUGUUCGCGUAUCGGAUGAACCUACAAAUACUCCCUACCAUACGGGAACGAGCAGCGAGACACUUCUUUCUGCACAUAGAACGUUGGAUGUACUGCUUGCUGAGAAGGCCAAGUCAGCUCGCGAGGACAACGGCUUUGCUGACAAGGUAAACAAGGCAAACGGGGCAGACGGAAAGACCCAGGAGACAAACGGAGUUCAGAUAUAA